Molecule: messenger RNA, 640 nt
Organism: Eruca vesicaria subsp. sativa (arugula)
Lineage: Eukaryota; Viridiplantae; Streptophyta; Magnoliopsida; Brassicales; Brassicaceae
Source: the annotation of a GenBank genome assembly
GUGACCUAGCGCCGUCGUCGUCUCCAACAGCAGAGCCAGAGAAGCCAAGAAGAUUCUCUUUAAUCGACAAUGGGAAAGGUACACGGUUCAUUGGCUCGUGCGGGAAAGGUGAGAGGUCAGACACCGAAAGUGGCGAAGCAGGACAAGAAGAAGAAGCCUCGUGGCCGUGCUCACAAGAGACUGCAACACAACCGCCGUUUCGUCACCGCCGUUGUUGGCUUUGGCAAGAAGAGAGGACCAAACUCAUCAGAGAAGUAGACAAACCAAGACUUCUGAUUUUUUCCCUCGGAUUAUUUGAUGUUUUGAUAAUGCGUUUCGUUUUAGUUCGGGUAUGGUAAUGAGUCAAUGGAUGUUGUCAGUUUGAUUUGUGUUUCUCCUUGAAUUAUAAAACAUAGUUUCUUGGGUUAGUAAAUUGAAUUAGUGCCAAAUGAAAGUAUUGCAAAUCCUUGAGCCAGCCUCUCAUAAUUGUAAGGCCAAAUUGGCGGUCUUUGAGUUAACUAUCGUACCCCUACGAAGAAUCUGUCCAGAGGUCUAAUCACGGUGUAAGAUCCACCGGCCUGGGAUCCACACGUACUAUCUAUUUACAUCGUUUGUAUAAAUUUAUCCUGCAUAUUUGUGAAUCAAGAAAUCAUUUUCUCCA